AUCACCCAAUCUAAAACACAGUAAUCUACCUAAUCAUUUAACACAUAUUGUGUUACAUAAUGUGGUACAUAAUAUAGAUAUGGACACACUCGAGGCAGUCACGGUCUGUGAGCAGCUACUGGCAAAAAUAAGGGCAAAUGAUACCACCAUAGGAGCAUACACAUAUUGAUAAUACAUAUUGAUAAUAUGUAUUAUAAUAACACGUAUUAUAAUAUAUACAUAUUGAUGAUAAAAUUAUGAUUAAAAUCUGAACACAGCUUUAACAGAGGAUCAUUUGACAAUUUGAUCCAAGUGAGACAGAAAAAACCCUUGAUGUUCUGCUUCAUGUUGAAGUUGUAUGAAGAAAAAAACUUGUAGACACUAAUGUUCACACUGAAAUGAAUGAAAUGAUAAUUGCAAUCAACAAACUGAUGGCUGAGCGUUUCUGUUUACAAUGAGCAGUGGGGAAAUCAGAAAAAAGGACGGUACAGCUGACAGUGUCAAACUAGUAUUUAAACCGAAAUAUUACGGUCGCUGUCCAAGGUCCUGAUCAUGGAACCUGCUCGGUUUCUUUUGCUGUUAUUGUGCAGUCUCUGGGAACAAUCGAAGUGGUGCAGAUACCCUUAUCAUUGUCCUAAAUCAGCACUUGACCGGCCCACUGUCAUCCAGUCACAUGCUUCUGGGAGGGGAGCAGGAUUGCUUUAAAAGGGGCAUCUGGUGCCGGGAAGCAAAGCAUCUACUGAUCCGCACAGGACAAUCUAGACGUCAGCAAAAUGGUCGAGUGGACAGACUUCGAGCGCGCCACCAUCCAGGACAUCUUCGCCAAGAUGGACUAUGAGUCUGUGGGCCCUGCAGCUCUUGCCAGGUGUCUGGUCGUCUACCCCUGGUGCCAGAGGUAUUUCGGCAACUUUGGAAACCUCUACAACGCCGCCGCCAUCAAGGGAAACCCGAUGAUUGCAAAACAUGGAACAACUAUCCUCCACGGUCUGGACCGGGCUGUGAAGAACAUGGACAACAUCAAGGAAACUUAUGCCGAGCUGAGCGUGCUGCACUCCGAGAAACUGCACGUGGACCCUGAUAAUUUCAAGCUGCUGGCUGACUGCCUGACCAUUGUGGUUGCUAGCAAGAUGGGCAAUGACUUCACUGCGCAGGUCCAAGAAGUUUUCCAGAAGUUCCUGGCUGUGGUUGUGAGCUCCCUGGGAAGGCAGUACCACUAAAGAGCUGCAACAGAGGACCAUCACAUGAUGACAGGCUCUUUGUUUUUAUCAUGUCUCAAAGUCAAAUAAAAGA
This is a messenger RNA of Thunnus maccoyii (southern bluefin tuna), 1269 nucleotides long. RefSeq names its product hemoglobin subunit beta-like. Gene Ontology annotation, molecular function: organic acid binding; peroxidase activity; oxygen carrier activity. Gene Ontology annotation, biological process: oxygen transport; hydrogen peroxide catabolic process. The transcript has 4 exons. Gene Ontology annotation, cellular component: blood microparticle; hemoglobin complex; haptoglobin-hemoglobin complex. The coding region runs from base 753 to 1196 and encodes 147 amino acids. The record is from RefSeq and is a predicted model, not a curated record. NCBI's taxonomy places the organism in Eukaryota, Metazoa, Chordata, Actinopteri, Scombriformes, Scombridae.